Messenger RNA from Dracunculus medinensis (Guinea worm), 1167 nucleotides. The record is from the annotation of a GenBank genome assembly. Lineage: Eukaryota; Metazoa; Nematoda; Chromadorea; Rhabditida; Dracunculidae.
AUGGCUGACAUGAAAGCAUUGCCAGUCUUUGCUUUCACCGAAGAACGCGUUCAAAUCGAACAGCUGCGAGCUUUUUUAAAUGAACGUGGAGCAUCUUUGGAUCUUGAAGGGCCACCCGAAAUUGAAGCAAAUUUGCUUGAACUUGUUAGUGGUAUUGGUGUUGUCGGUGAUUUGGAAAGCGAUAAAGAAGUUGAAAUGGUGUUAAGCUCGGUUUCUUCCUUGAUGGUUGUUCUUAGCUCUGAACAAGCUAUAGAUGUUGUUGAUGAGUUUUGUAAGCAAGUAUCGUCCGAGAAAUAUCAAGGGAUUGGGUGGCCUUCUAAUGCUGGUGCAGCUGUACGAAUUCUUUCUAAUCUUUUCCAUGCUUUUAAUAAACAUCCACGCGUGCAGCAUUCUGUUUUUGUUGCUUUGGUGGUACUUUGUGGCCGAGCUCGUCUUAUUGGCGAUUUGGAUACUAGUACAGAACAACUUAAUGAAUAUUUCAAGAAAUGGUCAUUACAAACGGAACAAAAACGUAGCCUUCUUAGGCUUAUACAUGGUGCUUUGAUUAAUGAUGGAAGAUCAGAUCAGGCCGCAAAAACCAUGACUGCACUUUUGGGAACAUAUACGGACUCUGAUGCAGCUUCCGCUAUUGAAGAUGGCCGUGAAUGUGUACGAACUGCUAUAGUGGAUCCAAAAUCUUUUAGCUUCGAUCAUUUAUUGAGAUUGCCUGCAGUAAAAUUAUUACAAAAGACAGAUUCAACAAUGUACAAUGUUCUCAUUUUGUUUAGCCAAGGUACACUGAGCGAUUAUCGUAAGUUUGUAAAGGAACAUCCAAAUUUUGUUCGUGAAAAAUUGCGAGUCGAUGAGGCAGUAUUAGUGAAAAAAAUACGAUUGUUGACAUUGAUGAGUAUGGCUGAAAAGAAUAGCACGAUAUUGCUGAGUGAUUUAUCAAAAGAACUGGAUAUAUCUGAUGAUGAACUCGAGGAGUUUAUAAUUGAAGCAAUUCAAGUUAAUGCCAUUACAGGCAAAAUAAAUGGCGUAAGACGAGAGUUAAACGUUUCGUCAUUGCAGCCGCGUUGUUUUGGUCGUGAACAAUGGGAGCUUCUGCAAAAAAGAUUGGUAAAGCUCAUUAAUGAUCUGGCUGAAUGUCAUGAAAAUAUUAAACUCAUUCAGUUUGAAAAGGUUUGA